UGCACACAUGCACAUGUUUCACCCCCAGGAGCAGCAGCAGCAGAGCCUGACUGCGUUUUGCACACAUGGAUGGACUCCUGCUACUUCAGGGACAGGCUCUCUCCUCGCUGAGGAAGAAAAGGUGCUGAUUUAAGAACAGGAGGCACGCUUUGUUUUUGGAGCAGAGGACGGGACAAGCAACUUCAGAAUUAAACAAGCCUUGAGAAAACAGAAUGACGGUUGAGUUGAGCUGAAACUGUCCCCCCUCCUCCUCCUUCCCUCCUCUAGUUCAAACAUGAACUCUUCUUCUUAUGCGAACCAAAGCAGCUCUCCCCCGUUCUGCCUGCUGGGCGCUGUGGGUUACUCCCAUAGCCUGGAUACAUGCGUACUGGAGGUGGUUGUCAUCCUCUUCCUCACCGUGCUGAUCAUCGCCGGCAACCUGGUGGUGAUCUUCGUCUUCCACUGCGCCCCUCUGCUGCACCACCACACCACCAGCCACUUCAUCCAGACCAUGGCGUACGCUGACCUGCUGGUGGGCGUAAGCUGCCUGGUGCCCUCGCUGUCCCUCCUCCACUACCUCAGAGGCCUAAACGAGGAGCUCACCUGCAAGGCGUUCGGCUACAUGGUUUCGGUGCUGAAGAGUGUUUCCAUGGCAUCUCUGGCGUGCAUUAGCGUUGACCGCUACAUCGCAAUCACCCGCCCAUUGUCCUACGCCACGCUGGUGACACCCUGCAGGCUAAGGGUGUGCAUUGUCCUCGUCUGGGUUUACUCUGCUCUGAUCUUCCUCCCAUCCUUCUUCGGCUGGGGGAAGCCUGGCUAUCAUGGUGACAUAUUUCAAUGGUGCGCAGACUCCUGGAAGACAAACCCAGGGUUCAGCACCUUCAUCUUGGCGCUGCUCUAUGCACCAGCAGCGCUCACCGUUUGCUUCACCUACGGGAGCAUAUUCAGGAUCUGCCGGCAGCACACAAAGGAGAUCACCCAGCGCCACGCACGCUUCUGCUCGCAGACGGAGGGUGACAAAGGCGAGCGAGGGGAGCGGGUCGAGGGCUGCCCAGACAAACGCUACGCCAUGGUGUUGUUCCGCAUCACCAGCGUCUUCUACGUGCUGUGGAUGCCGUACAUCCUCUACUUCCUUUUGGAGAGUGCUGGACUGUAUCACCAUAAUGUGGCAUCCUUUCUAACGACGUGGUUGGCGAUUAGCAACAGCUUCUGUAACUGUCUCAUCUACAGCCUCUCUAACAGUGUCUUCCGGAAAGGUCUUGGUCGCCUCUUUAGCCCUUUGUUCCCCUCCUGCCUUGGCUGCGCUGCCAAAAAGGCUCCAACUCCUGUCUGCCCGCGACCAGACCCCCGAUGCAAAGUAUGAUUCCUGACAACAACGAAUUUAGGUUUGGUCACUUUGGAGGCACGGCCCUCUGUGUGUGCUCAGCUGCGGAGCAUGACAAAGGUGUUUGUGGUCCCGGCAUUAAAAUGUGUUGAGGACCUCCUGCAUGGAGCAUGGAGAUGUGCCCGUGUGGACGCCUGUUGGUCGUGUCAGAAGCUGAUUGUGCAGAAAACAGACGCUGUAAAGUUUCAUCUGAGUCUCUCUUGAAUGCUCGACAGCGUGAUGCUGCAGCAGUGACAAACUGAUGACAGAGUAAAGAAGAUUGCUCAUGAUGAGG
Molecule: messenger RNA, 1637 nt
Organism: Paralichthys olivaceus (Japanese flounder)
Lineage: Eukaryota; Metazoa; Chordata; Actinopteri; Pleuronectiformes; Paralichthyidae
Source: RefSeq, a predicted model, not a curated record